CACUGGGUGUAUACACAAGUUUAUAUAUUGCUUUAUUAACAUUGUAAUGGAAAGUUUUAGUGCUUAGAAGAUGAACUAUAUUAUACAGCUAUACCGCAUUAACUAAUAGGCCGAUAUUGGAAUCAUUCUGGAAUAAAAGGUAGGAAAAACAAAAAAGGAAGUAAAUGAGUACCCUUGUUCCAUUGUCUGCACUAUUUCUUUAUUUAUUCAUGUAGGUUUCUUAUGGUUCAUUUGAGCCAAGGACGAUUGACCAAACAGAUGACCCUUUCUUUUAUCGCAUGGUCCCCAACGAGGAUUAUCAGAUCUGGGGAAUUGUCCAACUCCUUCUGUAUUUUGAAUGGAAAUGGGUAGGGAUCAUUACAAAGGAAACAAAAAGCGGGGAGCAUUUCUUGUCAACUCUGGAGCCAAUGUUUUUGCAGAAUGGAAUCUGUAUUGCUUCUAAAGUCAUUUUUCCAAAAAAUAUAGGUUUUCAUGAAAUGUUUGAAGGUUUCUUCAAUAAUGUAGAUACCUUCGUGAAUGGCAAAGAAAACGUGAUGAUCCUAUAUGGGGAAGUGGGAUUGUUCACAUGGCUGACCUUUUUUCUCUCUGCAAAUAUGUUCAUUGCUGUAGAUGACAUGAGCUUUGCUGUGAAAGUGUGGAUCAUGACCGCACAAAUUGAUGUUGCUUUACACAUCAUUCAAAAGGCGUUCAAUAUGCAAGCAAUCCAUGGUGCCAUCUCUUUUGCGCUGCAGUCAAGGGACAUUGAAGGUUUCCAGGAAUACCUUCAGGCUAUCCACCCUUCUGAUGAAGAAGGAAACGGUUUCAUUAAAGAGUUCUGGGAACAAAGCUUUGACUGUUUCAUUCCACCAUACGGUGAUCCAACAGGAUUCCUCGGACCCUGCACCAGGGAGGAGAAACUAGAGAGCCUUCCGGCUCCCUUUUUUGAAAUGAGAAUGACUGGCCACAGCUACAGCAUCUAUAACGCUGUGUAUGCUCUUGCGCAUGCCUUCCAUAUCAUGGCUUCAUCUAAACUAAGACUUCAUGCCAGAGCAAAGGAAAAUCCAAGCAUAUUGGCCCCUCACCUGCAGAUUUGGAAGCUUCACUCAUUGAUUCAAAGGAUUUCAUUCAACAAUAAUGCUGGAGAUGAAGUUACUUUUAAUGAACAUGGAGAAUUAGCAGCUGGGUUUGCUAUUACAAACUUAGUCACUUUCCCCAACAACUCCUAUAUUGGCAACAAGGUGGGAAGCCUGGAUCCACAUGCUCCUCCUGGCAAAGAGUUCACCAUUAAUGAGGAGAUAAUCCAGUGGCAUAAAAGUUUUGUUCAGAUGCCUCCUUCCUCUCUCUGUAAUGCCAAGUGUUCUCCUGGCUACAGCAAGAAAAAGAAGGAAGGGAUGGCCUUCUGUUGCUAUGAUUGUGCUCCAUGUCCUGAAGGGAAGGUUGCAGAACAGACAGACAGGGACUAUUGCAUCAGCUGCCCAGAAGACGACUAUCCAAACCAUGGGAGAGACCAUUGUAUUCCCAAAGUUCAGACUUUCCUUUCCAUUGAGGAAUCAUUGGGUAUCACUUUAGCUUCGUUGUCUCUUUUCCUUUCUAUGUUGACGGCAUUCAUGCUUGCCAUCUUCAUUAAGCAACGACACACUCCCAUCGUCAAAGCCAACAACCGGGGCCUUAGCUACUUACUCCUCACAUCUCUGUGUCUUUGCUUCCUUAGCUCCUUGCUAUUCAUUGGAAAGCCCAAUCACUUGACUUGCCUCCUACGCCAAAUGGCAUUUGGCAUUGUCUUCUCCAUUGCGGUGUCUUCUGUUCUGGCCAAAACCACGGUCGUGGUUGUGGCUUUCAUGGGUUCCCAGUCAAGGAACAUUUUCCGCAAAUGGAUUGGGAAAAGAAUGGCAUAUUCUGUGGUCUUGGGAUGUUCCCUUGUUCAGGUCAGCAUUUGUGCUGCUUGGUUGGCGUAUUCCCCUCCCUUCCCAGACUUCAACAAACAUUUGAUCACAGAGGAAAUUGUUGUCGAGUGUAACGAAGGCUCCGUCACCAUGUUCUACUGCGUCUUGAGCUACAUGGGCUUCCUCUCCUUCGUCAGCUUCACGGUGGCUUUCCUGGCCAGGAAGUUGCCUGACAGUUUCAAUGAAGCCAAGUUCAUCACCUUCAGCAUGUUGGUCUUCUGCAGUGUUUGGGUGUCCUUUGUCCCAACGUACCUCAGCACCAAAGGGAAAUAUAUGGUAGCCGUAGAAGUCUUUUCUAUUUUGUCCUCCGGAGCCGGGAUAUUGGGUUGCAUUUUCUCCCCCAAAUGCUACAUUAUAUUGUUGAAGUCCAAUUUGAACAACAGGGAGCAGCUAAUAAGAAGGAGACAGAAUUCUAAAAUCUAACAUUCGUUCUGCUUGCUCUGUUUUUAGCUCCCAAAUAUUUUAUUUCGUAUGUUCAAACAUUUCUGGCAUGAGAUAUCACAAUCCUUUCUUAGACUACUCCAUGGAAAGAUCCCCACUAGUGACUUCUCUGAAGUAUUAGAUCAUAGGAUCCUAGAGUUAGAACUGAACAAACAACCAAGUCAAGCUGAAGAAUGUAACAAGUCACGUUUUUUGUACCUCUCAGAAGUAUUUAGUUGUCUGUUUUAAAGAAAAUAAAUCCUGAUCGAUUUAACUU
Messenger RNA from Anolis carolinensis (green anole), 2619 nucleotides. Its product is annotated as vomeronasal type-2 receptor 26. Gene Ontology annotation, molecular function: G protein-coupled receptor activity. The record is from RefSeq and is a predicted model, not a curated record. Gene Ontology annotation, biological process: G protein-coupled receptor signaling pathway. The transcript has 4 exons. Gene Ontology annotation, cellular component: plasma membrane. NCBI's taxonomy places the organism in Eukaryota, Metazoa, Chordata, Lepidosauria, Squamata, Anolidae. The coding region runs from base 279 to 2345 and encodes 688 amino acids.